AUGCUUCAUUCUUCUAAUAAUGAAUCUCCUGAAGUAGACAGUUCUCUUUUAGUUGUUCCAGAAUCUGUAUUAACAAGAAUAUAUAAUAUUACUGAAGUUGAACUUGAAUUGUUAGAAACAUUACUUAAAGAUGCUAAUAUUGAAAAAUAUGAAUUAUUACUCCCAACAGAUAAAUUUUCUAAUACAUUUUCUCUUAAAUGCAUAACCUCAUCACACUGCCCAUAUUGUGAACAAGAAUAUAGUAAUAAAGAUCCACAUGAUAGUGAGAAUAUAAAUCCUUCAUUAAAGCUUGUUACUGAUAAAACAAUUUUGGAUCAGAAAAACAAGCUUCUAAUCUCAGAGAAAUUAGACCAGUUCAGAAUUUCAGAUUCAAAUAACUAUUUCAUAUGUGAAGACUUACUUCGUAUAUGUAUAUCUAAGAAAAAAUUUACACAUAAUAAGGCAUAUAGUGCAAUUCAGGCAAUAAUAGCAUAUCUUGUAAAGCAUACAAUUAAUAUAAUUGAACAUGGAGGAGAAGUGGUAAAAUUACAUUUUCUGAUAGAUAAAGCAGUUACAAAAAAUUUGAUACAUUAUGAUGAAAUUGACUUUCUCCUAUAUCCUCUAAAUGUAAUCUCACUAAAAACAAAUUUCUUUAAUCUUUUCCUGAAAUUUCUAGCUAAAUCAGUAAAAGAUAUUAAUUUAGAAAUUAUGAAUCCUAUCUUUUGGCAUGUAAAAAAUAAACCAAGAUCAAUUCUUGUAUUAAAAUCCACUUUACAACAGUGUGAAAAAAAUAUUAUUACUGAUUUUAUUGAUGAUAAGGUAUUAGGGCCAAAUCUCUAUUAUGCAACAUCUGAUUUGGGAAAAAUUCUUGAGAAAUUUAACAGUAUUAUUCAAGCUAAAAAGCUUAUAAUCAUGAAUAAAAUCAGUAUGUCUAGUGGGAAGUGGCAUAGGUUUAAUGGUCAUCUUAAAUUUCUUAUAACAGAGAGAAAGGUAAGUAUAGAAUGCAAAGGUCUUGAAACUUUAAAAAUAAAUAAUUUUAGUAGAUUUAUGGUUACAAGUAAUCAGAAUGCUUUGCUAAAAAUAGAGGCAGGUGAUGCUCAUAUAGUUUGUUUUAAUAUAUCUGCAUAUUGUAGAAGUAAUAUUGCAUAUUUCGAUAGACUAGGAGAAAUUCUUAAUCAUCCUGAUGCACUAGAAGUAGUCAUGUCAUAUCUUUUUAGUCAUAAUCUGUUAAAGUGGAGUCUGCAAAAUUUCCCUAUUACUAAAAUAAAAACAGAUAAAAUAAUAAAACAACUUUCAAAUCCCAUCUGCUUUAUAAUACAAUAUAUUAAAUUAUGGUCCAAAAAUCAAAUUAAAAAACCAAUUUCUGAAAAUUUAUAUCAAGAUUAUUUUACUUGGUGUGGAAAUGAAGAUGAGGAUCAAAUCAAUAACAAUAAAUUUGGAGGUAAUAUUAAGAAAUUUUCUAAUGUAUUUCAACCUGAGACACUUACUAAUAAAUCCACAGAUAUCCUUGUAUUCAAUGUUCCAGAAUUCAGAACCUCCGAAUCGGAAAAAAUAAAACUUAUUCCAUUAUCUACAAAUUACAUUAGAAAAAGUAAGGAUUCAACAUCUAUCCUACCUAUUACUAACAUAAUCCAGGCUCUCUUCGAUUUUAUAAUAGAUCGACUAGAAUUUUUAGUUGCUUUGUUAUCCAAGUCUACUAAUAUAUCUCUAUCUCCUGAGAUCACAGAUGUAGAAUCAGUAGACAAUAAACUUAAACCUUCUCCCAAGAUCAAUGAAUCAGUUGAUAAUAAAUCUGAGACUUCUUCUGACUUAUUUACAAAUGAUGAACCAGAAUUUAGCAAUGAAGUAUCUUCCUAG
Messenger RNA from Cetraspora pellucida, 1836 nucleotides. Lineage: Eukaryota; Fungi; Glomeromycota; Glomeromycetes; Diversisporales; Gigasporaceae. The record is from the annotation of a GenBank genome assembly.